CAUGGCUUCUUUUCUGCAUCUUUUAACAAGCUGAAGACUGUGUUGAUAUUUAAUAUUCUUGAUGACUUUCUACUGGACAAUCUUGAAUGUGGCACCUCAGCAAUAAACUAUUACAACAAGCUUUGGCAAAUAACCUUGAGCAUAUUUCCACACCUCAUU
This is a messenger RNA of Suillus paluster, 159 nucleotides long. RefSeq lists its product as uncharacterized. The record is from RefSeq and is a predicted model, not a curated record. The annotation marks the transcript as partial. The transcript has a single exon. NCBI's taxonomy places the organism in Eukaryota, Fungi, Basidiomycota, Agaricomycetes, Boletales, Suillaceae.